AUGACCAAGGUCGACCAGAAAGUCGUUCUCAUCGUCAUCGAUGGCUGGGGUGUCGCGGGCCCUAACUCCCGCGCUGACGGUGAUGCCAUCGCUGCCGCCGAGACCCCCUACAUGUCCGGCUUUGCCGAAGCCAACUCGAAGACCGCUCAGGGCUACACUGAACUCGAUGCCUCGUCGCUCGCUGUUGGACUGCCGGAGGGUCUCAUGGGAAACAGUGAGGUCGGCCACUUGAACAUCGGUGCCGGUCGUGUCGUCUGGCAGGACAGUGUUCGCAUUGACCAGACCCUCAAGAAGGGCGAGAUGGGCAAGGUCGACAGCAUUGUCGCAUCUUUCAAGCGUGCCAAGGAGGGCAAUGGCCGUCUGCACCUUCUGGGUCUGGUCUCCGACGGUGGUGUCCACUCCAACAUCACCCACCUGGUCGGUCUGCUGAAGGUCGCCAAGGAGAUGGAGAUCCCUCAGGUCUUCAUCCACUUUUUCGGUGAUGGCCGUGAUACCGAACCCAAGAGUGCUACCAAGUACAUGCAGCAACUGCUCGACCACACCAAGGAAAUUGGCAUUGGUGAGAUCGCCACCGUUGUCGGACGUUACUGGGCCAUGGACCGUGACAAGCGCUGGGACCGGGUUGAGAUCGCCAUGAAGGGUAUCGUUACCGGAGAGGGCGAGGAGAGCUCUGACCCCGUCAAGACCAUCAACGAACGCUAUGAGAACAAGGAGACCGACGAGUUCCUGAAGCCCAUCAUUGUUGGUGGCAAGGACAGGCGUGUGCAGGAUGACGACACCCUCUUCUUCUUCAACUACCGUUCCGACCGUGUUCGUGAGAUCACUCAACUCCUGGGUGACUACGACCGCUCCCCCAAGGCCGACUUCCCUUACCCCAAGAACAUCCACAUCACUACCAUGACCCAGUACAAGACCGACUACACCUUCCCCGUUGCCUUCCCCCCUCAGCACAUGGGUAACGUGCUCGCCGAGUGGCUGGGCAAGAAGGAGGUUAAGCAGUGCCACGUUGCUGAGACUGAAAAGUACGCCCACGUCACUUUCUUCUUCAACGGUGGUAUCGAGAAGCAGUUCCCCGGCGAAGUCCGCGAUAUGAUCCCAUCCCCCAAGGUCGCCACCUACGACCUGGACCCUAAGAUGAGCGCUGCGGCUGUGGGCGACAAGACGGCCGAGCGCAUUGCCGAGAACAACUUCGAGUUCGUCAUGAACAACUUCGCCCCCCCUGACAUGGUUGGCCACACUGGUGUCUACGAGGCUGCCAUCCAGGGUGUUGCUGCCACAGACAAGGCAAUUGGCGUCAUCUACGAGGCCUGCAAGAAGCACGGCUACACUUUGUUCAUCACCGCUGACCACGGAAACGCCGAGGAGAUGCUUACUGAGAAGGGCACCCCCAAGACCUCCCACACCACCAACAAGGUUCCUUUCGUUAUGGCCAACGCCCCCGAGGGCUGGAGCCUCAAGAAGGAGGAGGGUGUUCUCGGAGAUGUUGCUCCCACUGUUCUGGCUGCCAUGGGCAUCGAGCAGCCCGAGGAGAUGUCCGGACGCAGUCUUUUGGUCAAGGCAUAGAUUUAGCGUAUAGAGUAGAUGUCAUGCGUUGUCUGGAUACGGUUCCAUUUAUGAAGAAAUGAAUAAUUACGCUGUGUAUAGUGGGGUGG
Aspergillus ibericus CBS 121593 is the source of this 1652-nucleotide messenger RNA. RefSeq names its product 2,3-bisphosphoglycerate-independent phosphoglycerate mutase. The coding region runs from base 1 to 1563 and encodes 520 amino acids. Gene Ontology annotation, cellular component: cytoplasm. Gene Ontology annotation, molecular function: manganese ion binding. Gene Ontology annotation, biological process: glucose catabolic process. The record is from RefSeq and is a predicted model, not a curated record. The transcript is spliced from 4 exons. NCBI's taxonomy places the organism in Eukaryota, Fungi, Ascomycota, Eurotiomycetes, Eurotiales, Aspergillaceae.